AUGGUGUCUAAAAACAAACGUGCAAUGAUGGUCGUGGGUGGCUACAGAUAUUCGCUGCAUUACUCCAGAAAUAAUAGGGAGAGAUGGAUGUGCAGAUCGACAACAUCAUGUCCGAUCUGCGGCGAUGCGGUGAAUGGGAUUCAUUACGGCAUAUUCACUUGUGAGUCGUGUAAGUCGUUCUUCAGGCGUACCUUACAGACGAAUAAGCAGGAAGGUUAUGUGUGCAGAUAUAAGAGGAGGAAGCGACCUUGUGAUAUAACCGUCCAAACGAGAUCCUUCUGCAGAUUCUGCAGGUUUAACAGAUGUCUGGAGGCCGGCAUGCAACCCGGUCUGGUCAAGAUGAUUAAAGCUAAUAAUGAAAUGAGUUAUGUUAAUUAUUGCGUGGUUCCGAGGUACAGUUGGUCGAGAGCCGGCAACGCAAUCAUCAUUCUCGGAGAGUACAGGUUCAAGAAGCGAUCUAAGCACAUCAAUCAGAAACAGGAGACGCAUUGGGUAUGUAACAAAUGUGACAAAGGAUGUAAAGCGAAGCUGACGACUCUUAAUGAUGCUAUCAUUAAAAUGUAUAAUGUCCACAAACACGAUGGGUCCAGGAAAUUGAAGUGA
Messenger RNA from Danaus chrysippus (African queen), 603 nucleotides. The record is from the annotation of a GenBank genome assembly. Lineage: Eukaryota; Metazoa; Arthropoda; Insecta; Lepidoptera; Nymphalidae.